GUCGUCAAGUUGAAACCGGAAAAGCUGGCGCAAGGGCCCACACCAGAUAUACACCAAUCCCACAAAUAAGCAGAAGCAGCAGCAGCGGCAGAGGAGCAGCGGGACAGAGAGCAAAAUCGGUUCCAUCUGAAAACGGAAGUCUAAUCCAAUUUGGCCUAUGACAAUACAAACGCACUUUCUUCGCUACGCAUUAUCCAGGUGCGUGUGCGUAUAGAGAGUGAGCGAGAGCGAGCGAGUGAGGGAGCGAGAGGUGGAAAAUAUUAAAGUUUAAGAGCAAAACGCGUGUGUUUCUGUGUCCCCAUGUUAAAAUAAGUUGCUACGAUUAAGCAACGCUUACCGCCGAAUAUCGAGCACUGAAUAAACCCCCAAACGUGCGCGUGUUUAAUUUGUAUUUCUGGCACUUGGUUCGGCAAACAGCAAAAGCAUUUCCCUAUGAUUGGCUCAUUCUGGAAUCUGUGCAGAGCGUGCCCAUCAAUGCCGGUAGACAAGCUCCACUCGGAGUAUAGGAGCACUUAUCGUUGGCAUGAAUUUACGGGCAACUCGCGGCCAGAGGUUGUGCGACGGGCGCCAGCCCCGAAUCCAAGUCAAUUUGUUGGUCCGACAAAUGAGCCGCCGUUGCCGCGACGGAAAAAAUGUCCAGAAUUAGCAUAUAAAUCGCACGAGUUUAUUAUAGGAUCGGAAUACACAGAUGCACGCCGAGAUGCCAGUGCACAUCGCUUGGCGAGGUCGGAGGAGCGAGGCACACCUUCGCGCCGCAGCAAAUCGGAGGGACCGCCAGUCGUGCCCAAUGGACGUGCCUAUCCCAUUGCAACGGAGAUCGAUGGAGCCACAAGAAAACAGGCGGCUACUCUACAUGAGUUGGAGCCCUUGGUUAGCGAUACGGAUGAUAGAAAAACGCACGAGAAACACGUGUCCAUUGUGGAGCGCAAGAUUACCUCGCGUCCGUUCUCGCAGGCCAUGGACCAGGAGCGCCUGAAUCACUUCAUCACGAAAAAGGAGAACUUUGGCUUCGCCGAUGCCGCCGUGGCGGCUGCGGCUCUCAAGGAUGAGGUGGACAACCGGCAGCAGGCUGGGGAAUCUGGCCAAAUGGUGGUCAUGAACGGCUCUGCACCGCCGCACUCUAAACCGAAUUUGGAUUUGUGGUUCAAGGAGAUGGUCGAGCUGCGCAAAAAGGCAGGCGAAUACAAGUGCCGCGGCUGGGGCAUAGAGAUCGAUCCGGACCUGUACAAGAAACAGAAGGAUCUGUGGGAUCAGGUUUCAAAGCGCAGCUCACUCUCAGCACUUUCCCUAGCUUCGUCUGUGCAUAAACCCAUUACAAAGGAGGAGAAGGAACAGGAGAACAAUAAGAAAUCCACGCCAUUACAAAAGGCUCAGAAGCCUCGGGUUCCUGGCCAAGCCUUUUUGAUUGAUAAUAAGGAUGAGAUUUCAGCACUGCCAGCACGCUUUAGCAAUAUACGCCAUCACCUCGAACGCACCACGGGCCCGGAUGUAGAGGAGGGCGCCCUUCUGCCCUCGCCGACGCGCGAGAAACUGAUGCCGGCCAUCACCAAGCGGGAAUCGGAGUCGCAGCGCGGCAGUCCCAAGAAGACCGCCUUGUCCAGGCACGGAUCGCCCCAGAAGGGCAGUCCCCAGAAGGGCAGCCCCAAGAAGGUCCUUAAAUCCCGCUCGCAAUCCGUGGGUCCGGGCGUUGCUGAGAAUGAGUCACCGAAGCGCCAGAUCCGGUCGGCGAGUCAGGCGCCCACGAGCCGUAAAAAGACGCCGAUAGCCGGAACCGGAAGCGGAAGCGAACGCAAGGCGCGCCCAUCCACCCUAUCCACAACAUUCCAAUCCCGCAUUAAAAGUAGUUCCCUGCCACCGCCCAACGGUAGAGUAGCCUCUGCGCCGCCAGCAACUGCAGCAGCCCGAGCAGCAGCAGCCGCAGCAGCUACAGCAUCAUCAGCAGCUAAAUCGGCCUUAAACGCUAAUCAUGCAAUCAAUCAAUCACAACCAUCACAAGCCAAGAGCAACAGCAGGGCCAGCAGCGGCAACAGAACAGCAGCAGCAACCGCCCAACAGCAACAACAAAUGCGUAAGAAAGACAAAGAUAGAUCCAAUAUUAGUUGCAUUGGUAGUCAAGUUGGUGCUGGUAGCGGUAGCAGUACAAAUACAAAUAGUGUCAAGCAUCAGCAGAAUAAACAAAAGCAACAACAACUACAACAACAACAACAGCAAAAACAACAAAAUCAGCAGCAAAAUCAGCAGCAAAAUCAACAGCAACAACAAGAGCAACCGCAACAGAAACAGAAUCAACCCCAACAGCAGCAGCAAUCCGAUGUUGCUGCAACAUCAGAGGUCGCAGCAGCAUCAGCAACAUUGGCAACAUCCUCGGCCCAAACCCCCAAACGUCCUGCGACCAUCAACAUCAAACGGCUAACGGUACCAGGUCAGGAAAGAAAAUUGGCUGAAAACGAUGCCGAGGACGGCCGUGAGACUGCCAUUUCCAUUUCCAGCUGCAGUCCACAGCCCCCCGUGCCGGAAGUGCCCGAGGAGCCCCUGGUGAAGUCCCCACCAGAACCCACCAGGGUCAAGUCCCCGGAGCAGAUCAUCAUGCGCUCACCCGAUCCAGUCAACUGGACGGUGCCCCUAGACACUGGCAAGACCUUUACGGUCACGCAGAAUGUCAAGGAUGGGGAGAACUACAGCCGACCUCAGAGCGAGAUUAAAGCGUCGACACCGGUGGAGAAGCCACCGCCGCCACCGCAAUCGGCACCGCCACAACUAACCGAACAGGCUAAAAUGGACGCCUGGAAGUCGAACAGUCCAACCGCCAGUGCCGCCGCGGUCUACGGCAAGACGCUGACGCCUCACUCGCUGGCCACGCCCACCGGCCAGCCGGGCGGCGCCGUGCGAUGCACUGCCCCCCCGCAGGAUCAGCAGCAGCUGCCGGAUCCGGCCAUGUCGUCUUCAUCGUCGACAGGCACUGCGUCGACCGCCAGGACCACCGCCGCCGAGGUCCUGGAGAAGGCCCGCGACCGCUUCGAUCGAUUUUGGGGCAGCAGCAGCGCCAGCAAGGAGGAGAGCGUCUAGACGAGAUCCCAUUAGAUCCAAUACGCAGUGCUUUUCAAGUGCAAAAUGUAUUCCGUAAGGCAGUCAGUUAGUUGGCCCUUGAAAGCAAGUAAUAAUGAUACGUAAUAGACGUUAUGCAAUACCCUAAAAAUAUACACCACAUCUAUCAACUAUCUGAAGGCCUGGUUCCAUUAUUUCCCAACAAAUAUAUUUUCAAUUUGAUUAAUUUGAAAUAAAUUUUAAUUAUAAUUGAAAUUAAUAUGUGGGCUUGUGGAAAGUAUUAAGAGAUGUACGUUUCAAAAACACUUUUGUUGCACAAAAGAUAAGGAAACUAUUACAAUAAAGAAAUUUUAAUAGCAAUUUAUAUUGAGCUAAGUAUAUUUAAUUUUUAAUGAUUAUUUAUUUCAAACUUAAUAGAAAUUGCUAUCAUUUAAUUUUCUAAUAUUUAUACAAUCCCUAUUGUAAUGGAACCAGGAACUAAGCCCAAGAGAAAUCCCGUUUUGACUAAGCUUGAAUCCAUGGCAAAAUUAGCUUUUGGUUUCCCAGUUCGAAUGCUGCAAGCAAAUGUAAUCAGGCCAAAUCUCAUCUAAUGUCUAACUAUAGCCCCAAAUCACCCAAAAUUUUGUUAUGUAAGACACUUUCACUGCCUGUACCCAACAACAACUACAAGAACAACAACAUAAUCGAACCGAAUGUUGUUUACUUUGCAAUUAAGCCCCAAGAACUUUGCAAUAUUUCGAUAUCAUUCAGUCAUAGUGAAAACAAAUAUUAAAUGGGACAAACAUCACCGCAAAGACCCGUCCAAAAAGUGAGGCCAUUCGACCGGACGGACCGGAGGUAUACUCACAUUUUUGUAACUCUCAUUAGUUGAGCAAGCCAAGCCGUAUAUUUGGGUAAUGCAUAAGGUGAUCUAGGCUAUACCGCUGAUCCGUCAAAUACCAAAAGUUGAUAAUAGAUUUUGCACAUGAAUUACAAAAUGGAAAAAUACCAAUUACGACAACAAAAGAUGUUAAGAAUAAUUUAAGAUACAUUUUGGCUAAUACGAAACUUAAGGCAACCGAUGGUUAAACACCAAACACACACACACAGAUUACAAGGAAUAUAGCAAAUGAAAAUAUAAGAAAAAGAGAUAAUGCUUUGGAAAGCUGUGAAACUAGUUUCAGACUUGCGUACACUUCUUGCAUAACUACUACGUGUAUGUGAAAAUAGUCGAGAGACCACAAUUGAAAGGUAAAUCUAAUCGAUUUAAUCAGAUUUUGAGUAAAGUUAGCGUUAAAAUGAUUAAGACGAAUGCUUCCCAAAGGGGCAAUAGCUUUGAGAAAGUUGAUGUAAUUUGUACGAGCAUUUUGUUGGCUUUCAUUUCUUCAUAUCUCUCAGUGUAGACAGCGUUUCAGUACAAACUAAGUACCAGUUGAAGCUCGGUUCGCCAGAUCCUUUUCUUUUGCCAAGGUGAAAGGCCCAAAUGUUAAACUUCUCGAAGGAAAAAAACAAGACAAGAUACAAAAAUGAGAAAACUUUGUAAGCUGAAGUUAAAAUUUCAUUGCCCAUUUGUUGUGUGAUUAACUUCAGUAUUGAGCUUAAUUGUUGCUUGCCUAUAUAUAUUUUUAAUAAAAAACAAAAACACAAAUAAACAUAACAAAAAAAAUAAACGGAGGAAUAAUGACACGUCAAUGGUAUUUAUUAAACAGUUGAAUAUUUUUUAUAUGUUUUUCAUGGAAGGACCUGUUUGUUAGUUGAAAUCGAUGAGUUGAUUUACUGAACCCUAUACAUAGUUAUCGAAUAUAACCCAUUAUCAAGUGCCCCAAAGAACAAAAAUUGUUUAUUACGCUCAGUCCUAGAAUUGUCACCGAUUUGAUCACGCCAGAAGCAUAGGUUACAAGUGACACAUAAGCAAAACUAACUAAACUAAACUAAACUCUCUGGCAAUCUAAAGAUUCAAAUUACCCGAAUUAACCGAAACCGAAACCGAAACAAACAGGAAGUGCACACAUUCACACACACACACACACAAAAGAACUAUAUUUCAAGUUAAAAUUUGAUAAAUGAAAACACAACCAAGCGGUAGACUCUUGAACUCAUUUAGUUUUAAAUAUCGUACUUAACAAAUUUUAGGCAACUUUAAUAUGAAUCUACUUAAGAACGAACUUGAUAUAUAUAUUCUAGCUUGUUUACAAAGGAAAUGAAAUGGAAAAUAAAAGCAAAUGGAAACCUAACCCCCAACAAAUUAUAUCCGAAAAAGGCGCACUACUCAGGCUUCUUCGAAAGCCAAAUGAAAAAUAAUAAAUCGAUUUUUAUAGACACUUAUAUGAAAGUCAAAGCAAUAAGAAUUUUCCAAUUCCGUUUCAGUCACAAAGCUAAACAAAAUAAUGAGAAUAAAAUCAGAAAUAAACACACCAAUCAAUUAAAUCAAUUUUAGACAUUGACUUUCACGCCUAAAUGCGCCAACAAUUUUAAUGAAUUAACGAGCCUCAUCAGAAAUGCAAUAAAACAAGUAACAAUACAACCCAAUUGAUAAUUUCUCUGAAUUGUCAUAAGAAGGCACACCAAAUAGCCUUGAUAGAAAUGCUAAAUAACACGACAUAAUAUAAUUAUAAAUGUACUUUGAAUAAAGUAACCAAAUCAUAUAAAAGACGACGACAAAUUAAAAAAUAAAAUAGAAACCCAAAAAACAAGUGAUGGUAAAAAUGAGUAUAACAUUGUAUGAAUCGAAUAAAUGAAAAAUGCAUAUAAA
This is a messenger RNA of Drosophila kikkawai, 5776 nucleotides long. NCBI's taxonomy places the organism in Eukaryota, Metazoa, Arthropoda, Insecta, Diptera, Drosophilidae. The record is from RefSeq and is a predicted model, not a curated record.